Xyrauchen texanus (razorback sucker) is the source of this 3002-nucleotide messenger RNA. Its product is annotated as ladderlectin-like. Gene Ontology annotation, molecular function: signaling receptor activity. Bases 103 to 597 code for a protein of 164 amino acids. The transcript is spliced from 7 exons. NCBI's taxonomy places the organism in Eukaryota, Metazoa, Chordata, Actinopteri, Cypriniformes, Catostomidae. The record is from RefSeq and is a predicted model, not a curated record.
CUCAGCUUUCUUACCCAUUAUCGUUUGGAUGAGCUUGUGAAAGGUCUUUGAACGGAAAAAUUUGUGAAGUAGUCCUGGUUUGGGAUUUCAUCAUUACAAUCAAUGGCAGUCUGGAUUGUCUACCUGUCUCUCUGCCUUCUCUUUUCUAUGAGUGGUGCAGAGGAAAUACAGCAUCAGAGAGCAGCCAGAAACACACUCUGUAACAAUUGUCCAGUUGGGUGGGCUAAAUAUGCAUGUAGAUGCUUCAAGUUUUUCAGCCCUUUAGUCACCUGGAUUGCUGCAGAGAAAAACUGUUUGACUUAUGGUAGUAACCUUGCUUCUGUCCACAACCAUGAUGAGUACAUUUUUAUACAGAACAUGAUCCAACGCCUGACUCAAUCUUCAACAAGAACCUGGUUAGGAGGAAAUGAUGCAGUUUCUGAGAACUCAUGGCUUUGGAGUAAUGGUAAACCAAUGAAUUACCAACUUUGGUUACUUGGAGAACCCAAUAACUCUGGAGGUCAUGAGCACUGCAUUGAGAUGAAUGUUGGAGAGACAAGAAACUGGAAUGAUUUGAACUGUUUUGAGAACAGGCCUUAUGUGUGUGGCAAAUACUGAACAUCAGCCUCACCUUUUGUUACACUUUAAAUGUUACACCAUUUAAAUGUUAACUGUUCAGAGGAGCUCAAUAAAUAUCAAGCAAAUCACAUAAAGUUUUUUUUUUAAAGCAAGUAAGAUCGCCAAAUAUCUCAUGGCUAUCUAUCAAGCAGUCACGGCAAAACAGAAGAAAAAAAAAACUAAUAAUUUUUGUCUUGUUUUCAUGUAAAUCUAACUAUAUUUAAUGAAGUUUAUGCUUAAAACAAGAAAAAUCGAUUUUCCAGUUGGCAGGGUUGUGGAGUAACAGGAUUACGUAUUUAAAAUACAAAAUAUAAGUAACUGUAAUCAUUUAAAGUUACAAUAAUUGAUAAUUAGAAUACAGUUACAUUCAAAAAGUAUUUUGAUUACUGAAUAGAUUACUUUGCAUUUUAUUGUCAUUUGUUUCAUUUAAUAUUUAGUCAUUUCAGAUGGAAAACAUUUAUACAUAUAAAUGAUGCGAUCCAAAAUGCAUUUGAACAGCGGUGAAACACUUUCUUAUGAUGUGUUACAUUCAUACGAGCAGAAGUAAGAUUGAAGUAAGUUUGGAGCAGAAGAAAUAGAAAUAAACCUUGAGUAAAUUGUCAGCUUUAAACUAAGCUCAAAUUAAAUUUCUAGCCAUUUUACAUGCACAUGAUACAGACACGAUCAUGUUUUUUUCAUCAAGAAAAUUCACAUUAGAUCACAAUUUCUUUUUUCUAUUGUACUAUGAUAAACUGAAUUAUGAAUGUUAUUCAAUAUGUUACAUUUUUAAUCAUUAAUUUAUUGAUUUAAUUAUCAUUUUACUUUGAUAAUCAAGGUGCAGAACAAUGGAAAAAUACAGCUUAGAGAUUCACAGUCUCUCUCUGUGUCUCCUUGUAAGGCCCUUUCUGUGAAUGCUUUUAAUAGACCAGAAUCAGAUAAUGCAUGAUUUGAUACAGACAAUAUGUGGAAUACGGAGUACUGGGAUGAAUCAGGAUGCAGAUCAGGAGGAAUAGGGAAUCUCAAGGAUAAUAAAAACACCUGUGGAAGCACAUACACUUCUCCAUCUCGCAGGAAUGUGAGAACAUGAUUUGAAAUGGUUUUUCAUUAUCAGUAUUGAGUGUGGAUUAUUGUCAAUAAUGCUGCUGAAGAAGCAGGUAGACGGCCCUGUCACGUGACUGUAGGCUUGCUUUGAAGCAGAGGCAGCGGCAGCCGAUUUUGCCGGGGCUUCAGCCCCGAAUGUUUUGAGUGUAGCCCCGAAUGUAUUUUGAAUAGUUGACUGACAAAUAUGAAACCGGACAAAAGCCUAUGUAAACCCCCAAAAUCAUAAGUUGCCUUAUUUCAUUGUGUUUUGGCUUUGCACAUACUGCAUACAGCCUGUAAAAAUAGACAAAGGCAUAAUCUAGCCUAUAGAAUAAGUUUCUCUGCUGUCGGUAGCCUAUGGGCGACUCCGUUUCUUCCUCUCUGUUGAAUAUGCAGCAGGUAGAGGAGGAGCUUGCACAGUCGUUGACAUCAACUAACGUUACUUAGUGGCGAGUUAACGGCAAUUAGCAGGAAAGACAAAAAUUAAGCAAAUGAGGCUUUGGGGAUUUUUCCGAAAGAAGUCAGUGGGUAAGAAUUCACAUUUGUUUUUGUCCUUAAAGUCUUAAGAUCAUCAUCUGGCUGGCUUUCACCCACAGUAGGUUAAACCUCAAGAGUUUUAGCCUCUGAUCUCCUUGUGUAAAUUGACGCAGCUUGUUAGCUCCUUGUUAGAGCAGUCGCCUCUCAUGCAGGUGAUCGCGGUUCGAGCCUCGUUCGGAUCGUACUUUUCUUGUUUAUCAGGUGUUGUUUUCGCUAAGGAUAACCAGUAAGCAAUAACAUAAGUGGAAGAUUUAUUUGCAUUUUGGACCUUCAAAGGUCUGAUCACCAUUCACUUGCAUUGUAUGGACCUGUAGAGCUGAGAUAUUCUUCUAAAAAUCUUUGUGAGCUGCAGAAGAAAGAAAAAGUCAUAUACAUCUGGGAUGGCUUGAGGAUGAGUAAAUAGUGAGAGAAAUUUCAUUUUUGGGCCUUUAUAUAUAGCCAAAAUGUCCUAAUUUCAAGCCAAAAUCCAAUAUCCCCACUCCAAGUAAGUAAACACUGAGCCGGUGUGACGCUUUCAACAUUCCUCUGUUUGUAUGAGCGACCUGACAUAGCAACAUUGUCUCGGACAAUGUUAUGAGGUUGGGAUGGGAUUACAUGUUUGUCCGUCCAAUGGCAAAUUGGUGAAAGUGUUCAGUUUUACAUUUCACUAUUCAUUGUAUUAUUUUUGCAGUUCCGUUUUAUGCCACUGGUGGCGCAGAAAUGACACGCCACCAUUAAAACUAGACUGAAAGGCUAAAAAUUAAGCAACCUUUUAAAAACGAACAAUUAUUGCUUUUUAAAAGUAUUACAUUUUGCUUCUCAACUAACAU